This is a messenger RNA of Tetranychus urticae (two-spotted spider mite), 1886 nucleotides long. RefSeq names its product flotillin-2. The record is from RefSeq and is a predicted model, not a curated record. Gene Ontology annotation, cellular component: flotillin complex; cytoplasmic vesicle; plasma membrane. Gene Ontology annotation, biological process: protein localization to plasma membrane; regulation of myoblast differentiation. Lineage: Eukaryota; Metazoa; Arthropoda; Arachnida; Trombidiformes; Tetranychidae. Gene Ontology annotation, molecular function: protease binding.
AAAUGUUUUCAUAAACUAGUUAGUAAUCAACUUUAUUUUUCGUCAUCUGUGUUUCUUUUAAUUUUAUUUGAACAGUAUUUUUUAACGAUAGUCAAUUUGUAAAGGAGAUCAAUUUAACUCAGCAAAUCCCGUUUUUUCUUCACCAGACUUUUUAUUAUUCAUAAGUUUUGUGACUAAAUAUGUUUGAUCAAGCUUUAAGAUAAUAGUUUUCAUUAAAAUGGGAAACAUUAACACAGUUGGUCCAAAUGAGGCUCUUGUUGUUUCAGGUGGCUGCUUCGGAUCAGCUAAAAAAACUAUGGUUGUCGGUGGUUGGGCCUGGUCUUGGUGCCUGCUUACUGACGUUCAAAGAUUAUCUUUGGAAGUUAUGACAUUAACUCCAAAAUGUGAAAAUGUUGAAACCUCUCAAGGAGUGCCGUUAACUGUUACUGGUGUUGCUCAAUGUAAAGUAAUGACAGAAGGAGAGUUUCUUACCAUAGCAGCAGAACAAUUUCUUGGAAAAGAUGUCAAUCACAUAAAAUCAGUUAUACUCCAGACUUUAGAAGGGCACUUGAGAGCUAUAUUAGGAACUCUAACCGUUGAAGAAGUUUACCGGGAUAGGGAUCAAUUCGCAUCUUUAGUACGAGAAGUUGCUACACCCGAUGUUGGUCGUAUGGGAAUUGAAGUUCUCAGCUUCACAAUCAAAGAUGUUUUCGAUGAAGUUGAUUAUUUAGCUUCUCUGGGUAAAGCUAGAAUAGCUGCAGUCAAAAGGGAUGCUAGCAUAGGUGUUGCUCAAGCUGAAAGAGAUGCCGGAAUCAGAGAAGCUGAAUAUAAAAAAGCUGCCCUUGAUGUAAAGUAUGGAGCCGAUACUAAAGUUGAGGAUUGUAGUCGAAUUUACCAAAUACAGAAAGCUCAAUUUGACCAAGAAGUCAACACCAAAAAAGCUGAAGCUCAACUAGCUUAUGAACUACAAGCGGCCAAAAUGCAACAGCUUAUUAAAAAAGAAGAAAUGGAAAUAAGUGUUACCGAAAAGCGAAAACAGAUUGCUAUUGAAGAAAAAGAAGUCAUUAGAAAAGAAAAAGAACUUCAAUCGACGAUCAGAUUACCUUCGGACGCUGAAGCAUUUAAACUAGAAACUCUCGCAUCUGCAUACAAAACAGAAACAUUGGAGGCUGCUAGAGGGGAAGCUGCGAAAACAAAGCUUAUUGGAUCGGCCGAAGCAUCAGCCAUCGAAGCUAUCGGAAAAGCAGAAGCUGAAAGGAUGAGGAUGAAAGCGGCUGCUUACAAAGAGUAUAGCGAAGCAGCUAUCCUUUCGCUUACUCUCGAAGCUCUUCCUAAGUUUGCUGCCGAAGUUGCUGCUCCUUUAGCUAAAACUGAACAAAUAAUUUUAUUAGGUGGGAAUAAUGGAAUAACUAGUUCGAUUUCACAAUUAGCCAGUGAAAUCCCGCCGACAAUUCAAGCACUGACCGGUUUAAGCGUGGCAAAAUCAUUGGACAAAUUUUUCACUGAAUGAAUUCAAUAUAAUCACUGACACCUCAUCAACGAUCACAACGAAAGCAUAGUAGACGAAAGUUUAUUCAUAAUAGAUACCAAUUUAGAUGCUGCAUAAUAGAUAUACUUUGCUAAUGGUUUUAGGAAAUUACCAAAACUAUUUUGUAACGAACAAAGAAUAUUUCAUGCUAUUUUUUCCUGUUAAACUUCAUCAUUAAGCAUAAAAAACUCGAGUCCUACUUCCAGCAAAAGUCAAGCCAAAGCUAAUCAAGUCAUUUUUCGAUCAAUGAUAAUUCAUUGAAUUCCCAUUGAUUGUAUUUUUCUAAAUUGUAAUAGUCACCAAGAUUCUUCAAUUGAAGAUAAAACUUGGAUUCAUUCCUUUCCACCUUUUUAAAUAAUAUUUUAUUCAGAGCAAUUUA